This is a messenger RNA of Tupaia belangeri chinensis (Chinese tree shrew), 924 nucleotides long. Its product is annotated as olfactory receptor 1052-like. The transcript has a single exon. Gene Ontology annotation, cellular component: membrane. Bases 1 to 924 code for a protein of 307 amino acids. Gene Ontology annotation, molecular function: olfactory receptor activity; G protein-coupled receptor activity. Gene Ontology annotation, biological process: G protein-coupled receptor signaling pathway. NCBI's taxonomy places the organism in Eukaryota, Metazoa, Chordata, Mammalia, Scandentia, Tupaiidae. The record is from RefSeq and is a predicted model, not a curated record.
AUGGAAAAUUCAUCUACAGUGACUGACUUCAUCCUUCUUGGCAUGACAGAUAACCCUAAGCUUGAGGUCCUGCUAUUUGGAAUUUUCUUUAUGGUUUAUGUUGUCACUGUGUUGGGAAACCUAGGCCUGGUGGUCCUAAUCAGAGUCAGUCCUCGCCUCCAUACUCCUAUGUACUUUUUUCUCUCUAAUCUGUCCUUACUUGAUGUCUGCUUCUCUUCCAUUACAACCCCAAAAACUUUAGCAAAUUUGUUAUCUAAGCUGCAUGAUGUUUCUUUUCUUGAAUGCAUAACUCAAAUGGGCUUGUUCAUAAUCUUUGCCUCUGCCGAAUGCAAUUUUUUGGCUUCCAUGGCCUAUGACCGUUAUACUGCCAUCUGUCACCCACUGCUCUACCACAUUACCAUGUCGAGAGUCCGUUGCUUUCUCUUGGUAGUAGGAUGCUACUUUGGUGGGUUAGUUAACAUGGUUGCUGUGACAACUUCCAUAACACAACUAUCAUUCUGUCAACCAUAUGUCCUCUCCCACUUCUUUUGUGACAUCCCACCACUACUCGCACUGGCUUGCUCAGACCCCUGGGUCACUCAGCUUUUGAUUGUUGGUUGUGGUGGAUUCACCCUGGUCACCUCUAUUGUGGUGAUCCUUAUCUCCUACAUGUUCAUCCUAAUGACUAUCCUGGGAAUUCCUUCAGUUUCCGGAAAACAGAAAGCCUUCUCUACCUGUGCUUCCCACUUAACUGCUGUUGGCCUGUACUAUGGAACAACUAUGUACACUUACUUGCAGCCCUCUGGACAUGGAUCCCAAGCAGGAAAUCAGACUAUCUCAGUAUUUUAUACAAUGGUGAUUCCCAUGUUAAAUCCUCUCAUCUAUAGUUUGAGAAACCAAGAAGUGAAAUUUGCUCUACAGAAAAUAUUGAAGCACAGUCCCUAA